Messenger RNA from Gossypium arboreum, 3494 nucleotides. RefSeq names its product protein LATE ELONGATED HYPOCOTYL-like. NCBI's taxonomy places the organism in Eukaryota, Viridiplantae, Streptophyta, Magnoliopsida, Malvales, Malvaceae. Gene Ontology annotation, molecular function: DNA binding. The record is from RefSeq and is a predicted model, not a curated record. Bases 1004 to 3220 code for a protein of 738 amino acids. The transcript is spliced from 9 exons.
UGAGGAACGAAAAAGAUAAAAAGAAAGAACGAAAAACGGAGCAAUGCAUAGGAAUGUCCCUAGAUUUGAUGCAAUCUUAAAAUCAUCACCGUAGAUCCUGGCUAAUAUGGUCGCAAACCCGGUGGCUUUUGACUCUGCAGCAGCCCCUGAACCGCCACGUACCGACCACCUGUGCCACGAAUCGCCAAAACGUUGACGUCGGGCACCACGUGGCAAAGCUAGAGUCAAUUUUACGGAUUUAACCCCAAAGAGCAUAGCAACUUGUGGCUGAAAUUCGAAGACGAAGGUAGGAAAUAGGAGCUAUUGGCCAAAGGGCAAAAAGAAAAACUAAAAAAUUAAGGGAAAAAGCGCAAGCGUGGGCUUUAGUUGAAUCAGCCACUAAAUUACUGCCGCUUGGCAACAUCUAAUGCAUCUCUAUGUUCUGUACAUACCGUUCACUCUUUUCCAGCCUCAAAUUAAACUCCCCCAUUUUUUUUUUAUUUUCAAAAAAUUUCCAGAAAAAUAAAUCCACAUGAAAUUAUAGUGGCUGAGAUUUCUCGUAGUAUUUUUUGUGUUUUAAUUCUCACAAAAAAAAGAGCUUGUUUUCACUUCGUUUGCUUUGCUUUCUUCAAGUUCUGUUUUUCCAAUUUCUGUAUAUUCCGAUCUUUUUUUCAUUGCCGGAAACUAUGAACUUUCCGACUGUUUUCCGGUGAACUAAUUUUUUCAUGCGUGAUCGUCGUUUCCAGUGUUCUCAUCCUCCAUGGCUAUUUCUCAAGGUAUUGGCGUCUACGGGUUCGUUUUGGCGAGGAUUCUGAAUAAAGGAAUUUUGUUUUAAGUUCAUUGGAAGAAGCCGUCUCUUCUCUCUGUUACGUAGUAAAUAGCAGUCAUCAGGUUUUGUGGAGUUCAAAAACGGCUCUACUAUUUGUAGUAUUGAAUGUCCAAAGAAAUGAAAGGAGGUUUGUGUUUUACCCGUUGCUCGUUAGAGAGGAUUUGAAGCAGCGGUAGCGCUGCCCGGGUCCUGUCAAUGGACACAUACUCUUCUGGGGAAGAACUCGUUCUUAAGACUAGGAAGCCUUAUACUAUUACCAAACAACGUGAAAGAUGGACUGAGGAGGAGCAUAAUAGGUUCCUAGAGGCUUUGAAGCUCUAUGGACGAGCUUGGCAACGCAUUGAAGAACACAUAGGAACGAAGACUGCUGUGCAGAUCAGGAGUCAUGCUCAAAAAUUCUUUUCAAAGUUGGAGAAGGAGGCACUUGCUAAAGGUGUACCAAUAGGUCAAGCUCUUGACAUAGAGAUUCCACCUCCACGCCCUAAAAGAAAACCAAACAAUCCUUAUCCUCGAAAAACCGGUGCUUCUACCACAGUACAGGAUGGAGCUAAGGAUGGAAAAUCUGAAACACCGAUAUCUUCUUCACAUUGCAAGCAAGUGUUGGACUUGGAGAAAGAACCACUUCCAGAGAGACCUAAUGGAGAUGAAAAGUCUACAAAUCUGAAAGAAAAUCAAGAUGAGAGUUGCUCUGGGGUUUUUACCCUUCUCUGCGAAGCAAAUUGCCCCUCUGCUUCUUCCAUGAAUAAGAAUUUUAUACCAGCGUCAGCAGCACUCAAAAGCUCUUGCACAUUUAGGGAGUUUGUACCUUCUCCAAAAGAGAAAAUUCAUGAUAAUGGUACAAGUAAGGCCUCAAACCUGGAGUAUUCCUGCACCUCAUAUGAUAAACCAGCUCAAGGCCAAAGAAAAGAUGAUUUGGAUGGUGCUUUAUGUGCAGAUGAAAUGCAAGCCGCUCAAAAUUAUCCUAGACAUGUUUCUGUGCAUGUCCUAGAUGGAAGCCUGAGAACAUGUGCUCAAAAUCCUUCCCUGGAUAUGUCAUUUCAGGAUUCUGUAUUUUGCCCUAUGGGUGAUGUUCAUGGACCUAACCUGUCCGCAAAUCUAGCUGCAUCUGCAACUACUGAACAUCAGAAUAAUGCUCCGAGAUCAACUCAGCAGGCACUGCCACCUUUUCAUACUCCCUUUAUGCAUCUUCGCCCAAAUCAAGAGGACUAUCGAUCAUUUCUACAUGUCUCCUCCACUUUUUCCAGUCUCAUUGUAUCUACUUUGUUACAGAAUCCAGCUGCCCAUGCUGCAGCAAGCUUUGCAGCAAGAUUUUGGCCUUAUGAGAAUAUUGAAAGCUCUGGCGAUUCUCCUGCAGGCGGCUUAGGAGGUUUCCCAUCUAGACAAAUGAACUCUGCUCCAAGUAUGGCUGCAAUCGCUGCUGCAACUGUAGCAGCUGCCACUGCAUGGUGGGCCGCCCAUGGACUGUUUCCUGUAUGUGCUCCUCUGCAUACAGGCUUUACCUGUUUUCCUGCAUCCACUGCUGCAGUUCCACCAAUGGAGAAUGGUCAACCUCCAGCUGCCAAGACAGAACAAAAGGGUAAAACUGAUCAAGCUCUAUCUCUGCAGGUUGAGCAACUAGACCCUGAGAACUCUGAAGCUUUGCAAGGUCAGCAUUCAUCAUCUAAAUCACCUACUUCAUCAUCGUCGGACUGUGAAGAGAGAGGAGAUGCAAAAGUGAAUACUGGAGUGAAAGCUACCGAUGAUGAGACGGCUGCUGAAGUAAUUGAGCCUCAGGAUGCAAAUAAAACAAAGAACAAAAAACAAGUUGACCGGUCCUCAUGUGGCUCCAACACUCCUUCAAGCAGUGAGGUAGAGACAGAUGCGUUAGAAAAACAUGAAAAAGACAAGGAAGAUUCAAAAGGAGCUGACCCCAAUCAUCCACAAGUUGAAUGUAACCGUCGUAGUAGUAGAAGCAAUAGCAACCUGAGUGAUUCUUGGAAGGAGGUAUCUGAAGAGGGGCGGCUAGCUUUUCAAGCCCUCUUCUCCCGGGAGGUACUCCCACAAAGCUUUUCUCCUCCACAUGACGGCAAGAGCAAGGGGCAGCAAAAGGAAAAUAUAGGUGAAGACAAGCAAAAUCCAGCUGAGGAAGACGAAGAAAUAUCAACUUUAGAUCUCAACAGCAAGACAUGGGGUUCUUGUUCUGAUCAUCAAGAAACUGUGAAAAAUGCAUUAUCAAGAGACAAGAACAGUACAGAAGAGGGCCUGCUGACUAUUGGAUUAGGACAUUCAAAACUAAAAGCUGGCCGAACUGGAUUUAAACCUUACAAAAGGUGUUCUGUGGAAGCCAAAGAAAACAGAGUGAUGAACACUGGCAGUCAAGGUGAAGAGAAAUGUCCCAAGAGGGUACGCUUGGAAGGGGAACCUUCAACUUGACUUUUACACAAUUGCAUACAAUUAACAAAGGCAAAGUUUGUUUGUUGAAUGCAAUCUCUAAUGUUCUUCCCCCAUAUCUUAUUUCCUUUUCAUAUGUUGAUCUUAAAAGACUUUUAUUCGAUUGCAGCUCACGAGACUUUUCGUGUAGGUGGUGUUGUGUACUAUCUAAUAUCUACAUCGACUUAUUCGCUUUCCUGGACUUUUUUAUGCUUGCUACUGCAGUUAAAAAACUCCCUCUGAGAUAGAAGCAUUUAAAGGAAGUAUUGAAUCUGAA